GCCAAUCUCUGUGUGUGUUGCCAUGAGUGGAGUAGUCUCCUCUCCGAUGACCUCUUCCUCCUCCUCGUCUAUGGCGCCGUCUCAGACCCCAGGGAAGGCGAUGGAGGAGGUGGAGGUGUGGAAGGACAUCAGCCUCAGCAGCCUCAACCAAGACAUGCCCUCCACGCCUCCCCUCUCGCUCCACUACCAUCACGACUCCAAUCCCACGUCCACCUCCACCUACGUCGCCGGCGUCACCCUGCAGGACUUCCUCUCCGGAGCCUUCAGGGUGGCGGAUCCGAUCCCUCCCACAUGCUGCGUUCGCCGCCCCGCCACCCUCAGCCUCGGGCCCGGCCAGUUCCUCGACUGCCUCAGCCCAAAUUCCAACUGCAGCAACAGCGACGGCUCCUUCUCCAGCUGCUCCGCUGGGUUCGCGAUGAUCAGGAACGGGGCCUUCGAGAACGGCGACGGCACCGUCGUCGACGGGCGGAAGAAGCGAAUGAUCAAGAACCGGGAGUCGGCUGCUCGGUCCAGAGCCAGGAAACAGGCUUAUACGAGCGAGCUGGAGACGGCAGUAGAGCAUCUUUUGGAAGAGAACAGGAAGCUAAAGCUCAUGUACGAGGAGUUGCUUAAGCAGACGAUGGCGGCUCAGCCACCUGCCGCCAAGAAGCGGAAGCUCCAAAGAACCUCAACUGCUCCGUUUUGAGGAAAGAGGGGAGCCUAGGAGCUUCAACCUCAGCGGCUGCGGCAGAUGCAACCCUCUCUCGCUCUCUUCUUACAGGACAGUGAGUUGAGCUUGUCACAGGUUUUGCUUUUGCAAGGCAUGGCAAGCUCCUUGCAGAGGAACAAGACAGUCCUAAGCUGCUGCAUCUAAUCCUACAAAAUAAACAAGUCUCUCUCUCUCUCUCUCUCCCUCUCGGUGUACACAUAUGGACCUAUCUUCUCUCAUAUGGUCUUCUGCGACAUGGAUGCUUCGUGUUUGUUCUUUUGACAGCAGGUAGCGCUUGACGCUAGUUGAGUUUCUUGCA
This is a messenger RNA of Musa acuminata AAA Group (dessert banana), 1007 nucleotides long. Its product is annotated as bZIP transcription factor 27-like. Gene Ontology annotation, biological process: positive regulation of DNA-templated transcription. NCBI's taxonomy places the organism in Eukaryota, Viridiplantae, Streptophyta, Magnoliopsida, Zingiberales, Musaceae. Gene Ontology annotation, molecular function: DNA-binding transcription factor activity. The transcript is spliced from 3 exons. Gene Ontology annotation, cellular component: nucleus. The coding region runs from base 23 to 685 and encodes 220 amino acids. The record is from RefSeq and is a predicted model, not a curated record.